Messenger RNA from Naegleria gruberi, 1251 nucleotides. RefSeq lists its product as uncharacterized. The annotation marks the transcript as partial. The transcript has a single exon. The record is from RefSeq and is a predicted model, not a curated record. Gene Ontology annotation, molecular function: protein binding. NCBI's taxonomy places the organism in Eukaryota, Heterolobosea, Eutetramitea, Acrasida, Naegleriidae.
UAACAUCUUCGUUGCCCCUCGGUCAAUUAACCUCUCGUGUUGGUCACAGUGGUAUCUUUCAUAACGAUAAAGUUUAUCUUUUCGGAGGCUUUGUCAAUUCCGAACUACUUGUAAACGAUCUCAUUCAAGUGGAUGUUUCCUCACAAAAGUGGGAAAACAAGACAAUACAUAAUAGGGGACCAAGUGCUCGUAACUUCCACUCCUCGUGUCUAGUGAAAAGAAAAUCGAAUGAUUGUAGUGAUGAGAUGGUAAUUUUUGGCGGGAAAUCAAAUGGUUUUCAUAAUGAUGUUUGGUCGUAUCGAUUUGAUACUUUUGAGUGGGGAUUACUGGAGCCUAGUGGUGAUGAGAUUAUCACUCCACGUUAUGGUCAAUCAGCAACUAUUUAUGGUGAUUAUUUGGUUGUGUUUGGUGGGUAUGAUGAUAACAACAGUUUCCCAUCGAAUGAAUUGUUUAUUUUCAAUUUGAAGAGUAGAGAAUGGAAAUUGAUGGAAUUGAGCGUUGAACUUAAGGGAAGAUAUUAUCAUGCUAGUGUUUUGGAUGAGGAAACUGGCGAUUGGUAUAUUUUGGGUGGUAAAUCGGCUACUGGUCUUGUUAAAGAUUUUGUAAAGAUUAAAUUGUCUACUCUGGAUGUGAAAGAGGGUACUUGUCAAUCGGAGGUAUUAAUUUCUGAACUUGAUGGCUUUGCUCCAAGAUUUGGUCAUUCAUUGGUGUUGGAAAAAUCAGAAAAUGGUAAAAGACUUUACUCCAUUGGAGGUUGUAAUGAUAGAAUUGACCGUUUGGAUUGUAUCUAUAUUGAUUUAAUUAAUAUCAAGAAUGGUUGGGAUGUAACCCACACUCACUCACUUUCUCAAACUUUUACAAGCCAAGAUGUUGGACCCGUCUUUCAUACAACUGUUCCAUUCCAAGCGACCAAUGAAGAUGAUAGUAUUGCUAUGAAUUACUUUGUAUUUGGUGGUACCUAUCACAAGAUUGAGGUUGAAAAAAAGAAGCAAGUUAAUGAGCCAACAUUUAAUAUUGAAGUAUUUGAUAAUGUAAUGAAUGAUGACAUUUUCAGAUUGGUUCUCUCAUUCAUGACAAUCACAGAUUUGUGUAAAUUAGAGUUGGUCUCUAAGAAAUUGAGAAUUUGCAAGCUCACCUCAGAAGAUCAAUACUGGAAGGAUUAUUACUAUCAAAGGCUUAAUUUAUAUUUGGAAGAAAGCAAAACUUAUAGCUAUAAUUAUAACAAGACUACAGGAACCUAUGAAACAAAAU